CACAGAUUCUUCUCCGCCCCCGGUUUUCGUUUCGAGGAUAGACUAGUCCCCAGCCGGAAAACCAACAUUUUUUUUCCGGCGGCCUCCAAACAUGGCCUCCCCGGAAAACACCAAUUGGCUCUUCGAUUACGGGCUCAUUGACGAUACCCCUGUCCUGGAUGGGAACUUCGCUUGGCCAGUUCAGCCCAUCGCCGGUUCAUCCAGUGCCAGUGUUGAACUUGAUGGGUCAUUGGGGGAUGCAGAGGGACUUAAGGAAUCUGGCUCGAAAAAGAGGGUCAGAACUGAAUCAUGCAGUGGAACAAGCUCCAAGGCAUGCAGGGAGAAGUUGCGAAGGGAUAGGCUAAAUGACAAGUUUGUGGAAUUGGGCUCUAUUUUGGAGCCUGGAAGACCCCCCAAGACGGACAAGGCUGCUAUUUUGGUUGAUGCUGUACGAAUGGUGAAUCAAUUACGUGGUGAAGCCCAAAAGUUGAAGGACACAAAUUCAGGCCUCCAGGAGAAGAUCAAGGAAUUGAAGGCAGAGAAGAAUGAACUUCGCGAUGAGAAGCAGAGGCUGAAAUCGGAGAAAGAGAAGUUGGAACAGCAACUUAAAUCCAUGAAUAUUCAGCCCGGCUUUUUACCUCCCCCUCCUGCAAUUCCUGCUGCAUUUGCUGCUCAAGGCCAAGCUCGUGGAAACAAGAUGGUGCCUUUCAUUGGCUACCCUGGGGUCGCCAUGUGGCAGUUCAUGCCACCUGCCGCGGUGGAUACUUCGCAGGAUCAUGUACUCCGCCCACCGGUUGCUUAAGUUAGUAACAUCUAAAAUUGGUUGGGGUGAUUUGGGAUAACAUUGUCCCAAACUAGUGUAUUAUCAUGUCAUUGGUCGUGUAUUUUUGUUUAACUGUCUACUAACCGACUUUGGUGGGUGACUUGACUGUAUUUGCAAACCAAACCUGGCUACUUUUUAUGUAUUAAUAUGCUGGUAAUAUUUACGUGUAAAUCGUAUGAACUAAUAAGUUAUUCUGGCAACUUCU
Molecule: messenger RNA, 1007 nt
Organism: Malus domestica (apple)
Lineage: Eukaryota; Viridiplantae; Streptophyta; Magnoliopsida; Rosales; Rosaceae
Product: transcription factor ILR3-like
Biological process (GO): regulation of DNA-templated transcription; intracellular iron ion homeostasis
Molecular function (GO): protein dimerization activity; DNA-binding transcription factor activity
Source: RefSeq, marked provisional